AUGGCCGCUGCGGGCGCGUCUUCCAUCUCCGUCACCGUACGAGUCCGCCCUUUUACCAUCCGGGAAGCAGCCCAGGUCACGAGGAAUGACGACCAAACGCUGUUCCUCGGAGAUGGAUCGCUGGCGGCCUUGCCAACGCCAAAGGUCCACAAGGGUGCCAUCCGGCCGGUCAUCAAGGUCAUGGACGAGAAGUGCUUGAUAUUCGAUCCCCCAGAAGAUAAUGCAGUUCAACGGUUCGGGAGAUCAACGAUAGGACCCCAGGGCAAGCGAUCAAAGGACCAGACAUUCGCAUUCGACCGCGUCUUCGACGACACUGUCUCCCAAGGCGAUGUAUACGAAGCUACAACGAAACCCCUGCUGGACAGUGUGCUGGAUGGAUACAAUGCGACCGUCUUCGCAUAUGGCGCCACAGGUUGCGGAAAGACGCAUACUAUCACGGGAACGUCACAGCAGCCCGGUAUCAUCUUCCUAACUAUGCAAGAGCUGUUUGAGAAGAUUCAGGAUAUACAGGACGAAAAGGUUACCGAGAUCACGCUCUCUUACCUGGAAAUCUACAACGAGACAAUUCGCGACUUGCUCGUAGAGGGCGGAAGCAAGCAACCCUUGAUGCUGCGUGAGGAUGCGAACCAGGCUGUAUCUGUCGCUGGUCUUUCUAGCCAUCGACCACAGAGCGUCCAAGAAGUCAUGGAUAUCAUCGUUCGCGGCAACGAGUACCGAACCAUGUCUCCCACCGAAGCGAACGCUACCUCCUCCCGAUCGCACGCCGUACUUCAAAUCAACGUCUCCUCCAAGGACCGCAACGCUUCGGUCAACGAACCCCACACCAUGGCUACCCUUAGCAUCAUCGAUCUGGCAGGUAGUGAGCGAGCGAGCGCUACAAAAAACCGUGGAGAGCGUCUGACCGAAGGCGCCAACAUCAACAAAUCACUACUUGCUCUGGGAAGCUGCAUCAACGCCUUAUGCGACCCUAGAAAACGGAACCACAUCCCAUACCGUAACUCGAAACUUACAAGAUUGCUCAAGUUUUCUCUAGGUGGAAACUGUAAAACUGUCAUGAUAGUCUGUGUUAGUCCGUCGAGCGCUCACUUCGACGAGACGCAGAAUACCCUGCGAUACGCCAACCGUGCAAAGAAUAUCCAGACCAAGGUCACCAAGAAUGUAUACAAUGUCAACCGACACGUGAAAGACUACCUUGUCAAGAUCGAUGAGCAGCGACACCUGAUUGAGGAGUUGAUGAAGAAGCAGAAGGAUUUCGAAGGAAGCGCAUUUGUCAAGUUCCAGAAGCAGAGUGAAAAGAAGGACGGCAUAGUACGAGACGCAGUUGUACGCUUACGCCAGGCUUAUGCCGAUUCUGAGCCUGAACGUCGGGAGCGACUGAAUAUGUCGAAGACUCUAAAGACGGCAGAGAAGCGCAUCUCGCUUAUUUCGUCGUGGAUCGCAGCAUUCGACAACGUUAAAGACGUUCGGGAGAACGAGGACAUGCCCUCGCAAGUCACGGCCAUGAGAGACACUGCAGUCGGAAUAUCGGCGGAGCUCGAGCAAACUCGGCAGCAUUGUCACAGGCGAUUGGAGCGUACUGUCUGGACGAGCAAGAUGGACACAGCGCUGCAUGUUGGAUUGAAGGGAUUGGCGGAGGUGGAUGGAAAUGCAGAUGGUCAUGACGCCGCCAACCUGACAAGAGAGUACGAAUUGCUCAAAUCGAACGCCGACCGCGAAUUACUCACCACUUUGCUGGAUCAAGAGAGAGGUGGUGAUGCUGCCAUUGUGCAGGUGUUGAUCCAGGCGCACAUCGAGACAGUCACGAUCCUAAGCCAGAUUACCCAGAUGGACGAGGCCCAAGCGGUUGAAGCUGCGCGAAAGCUGCUUACGAAGAUUAUGAAUUCCUGUACAAAUGCGACUUCACAGGCUAUUCGACCAGACGGUGGUCUGCCAGUCACCGAGUUUUUCGAACCGAGUCAUAGAGGAACACCCAAGAGGAGGAAGCCAGUAAACAUCCAGGAGCCAUCUCAAUCGUCUCCCAUGCGACCAAUAGCGAUGCCGAGACUGUCGUUGCCAUCACUAGCGGAUGCGUCGCAUCUUACCUCUUCCCCUAUGAAGUCAUCGCCACGUCGAAAGUUGAUGGGACGAGUGAAGUCGGGCGUUCAGUUCUCACCAAUGAAGAAGAAGACACCGUCAAAGACCAAACGCGGGGUGCGCUGGAGGGAUGAUACCGAGAACGGUACCCUUGCGGAGUUCCAAAAAACACCAGAGCAUCUAGCAGGCACACCAACAAACCCUGCCAUUGGAAGGUCGCCCCCUGCGUACCCGACGACGUCCAUUCCUAUAGCAACAUACGAUGGAAGCGGUGGUUCUUCACCUAUUCCCACUCCGCCCAAAGCCUCCGUGGACUUGAAAGGCUCAUCGCGUUUCGCAGUCGGCGCGCUCUCUAAGCGUUCGGAAGGAUCUCCUACAUCUCGAAUCAACAACGCCUAUGCCUCUGAUUCCGACAACGCGUCACCACUCCGCGAAAUUGGCGACAACCCACGCACCUCAUCAUUAAGUACCGUGGAAAACGCCUCAUCAGGCCCCACACCAGGAGCAAACAGCGGCGGUGACUCAAGUUCCGAAGGAGAAAAAUGGACUGCCUCAGAUGCCCGCCGGAUCGGCCACGCAAUCAAGCGCCGCUCCUCGACCAACGGCGCAGGCUCCGUACCCGUGAAUCGCGCGCAUCGCCGUCGCAGCCCAACAGCAGCAUCAGCUGUCGGUAGUCCGCCCAACGAGAACUCGCUUCUCUCUGCGGGUGCGGCGAGAAGGAUGGUUAAAUCUAACCACUCAGAUGCUGACUGGAAGACUAGCGUACUCGGCCCGCGCGUUACCCCUAUCAUGAAGGGCGCUGUUAGACGUACGACGGUAGCGAAUGUUAAUGACGAUCGACCACGGGAAGCUUCACCCAGUCUGAAUACGAGGGCGCCUGUUAGAAUUACCAGUGGGAGUUCGUCUGUUGGCAGAGGUAGCUUGAUGCCGAAUUCUAAGAGCGUCUGGCGUUGA
This is a messenger RNA of Alternaria atra, 3027 nucleotides long. RefSeq lists its product as uncharacterized. The transcript is spliced from 4 exons. Lineage: Eukaryota; Fungi; Ascomycota; Dothideomycetes; Pleosporales; Pleosporaceae. The record is from RefSeq and is a predicted model, not a curated record. Gene Ontology annotation, molecular function: ATP binding; microtubule binding; microtubule motor activity. Gene Ontology annotation, biological process: microtubule-based movement. Bases 1 to 3027 code for a protein of 1008 amino acids.